UGCUCUACCUGCAUCCUGCCGGAUCGAGAAAAGCUCAGGGAAAAUGCCGCCGCUUUCAACUGAAGUAAGUCCUCUACUCACGAAGGACGUCACUGAAACACUGGCAAGGCAAGGUGUAAAAACCGGUAAGACCAAGCGAAGUGGGUGGGGCUCAGGCGGCUGCUCGUACAUUCGCACACUACACCAGCUUUAUUCCAGUGGCAGAAUACGUUCGUAGAGAGCUGGUGCCUCUCUCGCGAACGAGUGGUCUGCCGUACAAGCUGCUGAUUGCCGUUCGGCAGUGUCUCCUGGCGCAGUUUGCCCCUACACCCACCACUGCAGCCGACAUAUGGAGAGAUCUUGGGGACACCACUGCCCUUCUUCCGACUGUCUGGACACUCUGUUGGGAGGAGGGGUGAUGACAGGGGAACUAACUGAGCUAACUGGAGUCCCUGCCUCUGGCAAGACACAGUUGUGUCACAGUCUGGCAGUGGCUGGGGUACUCCACUCCAACUCCACAGUCCUGUGGGUGGACUCCACCGGAGGAUUCAGCGCCACGAGACUCCACUCCGUCCUCACCAACACCCCACCUUCUGGACAGGCAAGUGAGAGGAUGUUGGAGAGGAUCAAAGUACACAGGCUCUUCAACCUGUUUGACCUGAUGAACCUCCUGGAGGCCACGUCAAAACAGGUUUCCAACCAGACUGACUGGUUCCAUGCCAACCUCCACCUGGUUCUGAUUGACUCGGUCACUCCUCUCCUCUCUCCCCUCCUCGGAGGUCACGGAGGUCAGGGACACGCCCUCUUGUCCUGUCUCGCCGCCCUGCUUCGCUCCAUUGCCCAUGAACACUCCAUUGCAGUUGUGUACACUAACAAUACAGUGUCAGAUAUGACUAAAAGCGAAGGUGUGAAGCCGUCACUUGGACAGACCUGGGCCUGUGUGCCCCACACACGUGUGUCUCUCUCGCCACCCUCUCACUCUGCUGCCAGCUGGCCACACCACCCUCAGCCACCGUCCUCGCCUCAGGUGGUGGAGUCUGGUGAGAGAGUUGCAAAACUCACCAAAUCCAGUCGACUGGCUGUUGAUGUAUGCACGUCGUGUGUGAUUACUGACAGAGCGUCGUUUCAAACUCAUCCUACUCGACCAAACUUUACCGUGGUAUACAAAAUAUAAUAAUGUGAUGAUAAUUAAAAAAUUGAGAGUUAUGAAGAGUUAAUGCUAGAGAAUGGAACAGUAGUUCAAGUAAUUUGGUGCGGGCGGUGGAUCAACUGAAGACCCUUCCAGAGAGGGGGUCGGAUGUUUUCUUCUCGACUUGGCAAGUUCCGCUGCCGUGUCAGCGAGAAGCCGUGCCGUUCUUGCAUUCUCCUCUGCAAUGGCGGCAAACUCUUCGAGCUGGGAGACACUGAUGUCCUCGAGUCC
Geodia barretti is the source of this 1399-nucleotide messenger RNA. Lineage: Eukaryota; Metazoa; Porifera; Demospongiae; Tetractinellida; Geodiidae. The record is from the annotation of a GenBank genome assembly.